Messenger RNA from Hypoxylon fragiforme, 1487 nucleotides. Its product is annotated as DUF962-domain-containing protein. Lineage: Eukaryota; Fungi; Ascomycota; Sordariomycetes; Xylariales; Hypoxylaceae. Gene Ontology annotation, biological process: sphingoid catabolic process. The transcript has 3 exons. The coding region runs from base 300 to 887 and encodes 195 amino acids. Gene Ontology annotation, cellular component: endoplasmic reticulum. The record is from RefSeq and is a predicted model, not a curated record.
ACUAUUAGUAAAAAAAAAAGAACAAGGAGCUAGUUAACCUUAUGUUUGAAAUUAUUAAUCCAAUGAUUCUAAUUCUAAUCCCCCAUGUCCUGUGCAAUGUCCCAUGUCUGUAAGGGAAGCUUUCUUUAUACUUCGACCUCCAUCAUCACGAUAAUCUUCACAAUUCUUCCUCUAACCUGUACCUACCUACCAUCGUCCCAUUGCAUCAUCCCACCGCGUCAAGACACGCUCUUGUUUGUUUCAUUAUUACUUUAUUCCCCUCAACCACCAAACAUCAAGCCUAGGCACAUCUUCCGAUCAUGACCCUUAACCUAGAAAGGCAGCUUACCUUCUAUGGCGCCUACCAUCGCAAUUCCGUCAAUGUCGCCAUUCAUAUGAUAUGCGUCCCCUUGAUUCUAUUCUCCGCCUUCACAUUAGCAGCCAACAGUGGUACACUUAUCCCCUUACCCAAGGCCUUGACGAUAUCCCAUCUCGACCUUAACCUAGGCACCCUAGCUGCAUUGCUGUGGGGUGGUUUAUACGUCCUCCUCGAACCUGUCGCUGGUACCAUUUUGGCUUUCAUAUGUCUCGGCGCCACCGCCUUUACGAACUCUGCCCUUUCCGAAAACCCAUCCCUAACCAAUCGCGUCGCCAUUGCCGUGAAUAUAACAUGUUGGCUGCUUCAGUUCAUGGGGCACUGGUUCGAGGGUCGGGCGCCGGCCUUGUUGGAUAACCUAGUUCAAGCUAUCUUCCUAGCACCCCUUUUCGUAUGGCUCGAGCUUUUGUUUAAGUUCGGCUACAGGCGGGAAUUACAAGACCGCGUCGCGAAAGCGGUUAAUGCCGAAAUCGCCAAGUAUCACCAAAAGAAAAACGCAGAGAAGGCUACAAAGAAUGGGAAAGCGCAAUGAACUACAACGAGACGAGACAGGAGACAAGAAAAGAUAAUGCGUAUGCGACGGUCUCGCACGACAAAGCGGUGACGGCUAGUGCCAUCCCAUUUCAUCCUUUGUUGCAUCUAACUAGAUGUGAGCUCGUAAGAAGAGCCCUGAGGCUAGGUAGCUUGCAACCUAUUCGGCGACGCUCAGUGAGCUUCUAAAUCGCAACCAACGGCAAAGGCCAGUCAGGCUGACAAUUUGACAUUUCGUGCUUAGUACUAAGGGACUAAGGGACUCUGCAGUGGGUUCAUGACUACUCUUCACUUCUGCUAUGGAUGUAUAUGAAAUCCAAAUGAAUGAGAGACAGUACCAUAGCAUAUCGUCCUGAACUAGCCCCUCAUGAGAUGUGGAAGAUUCACGUGAAGCAAGCAUGGAGCAACGGAGUAUUAUUUUUACAUUAAUGUCUGUAUUAAUUCUUAAUUCUUAAAAACAUGCUGUAUGUGGGUAUAUAUACACUUAUACACGUGGUAGAACGCAUCUAACCUAGGUGAUAUAUAAUUCCCAUACAACUCAUAUAUAUAUAGAUAUAACUGCGAUAAUUUAACAUAGGAAAGAUAAUUGUUGCAAUUCCUA